Molecule: messenger RNA, 1909 nt
Organism: Parastagonospora nodorum SN15
Lineage: Eukaryota; Fungi; Ascomycota; Dothideomycetes; Pleosporales; Phaeosphaeriaceae
Exons: 4
Coding region: 153-1817 (554 amino acids)
Molecular function (GO): oxidoreductase activity, acting on the CH-CH group of donors; flavin adenine dinucleotide binding
Source: RefSeq, a predicted model, not a curated record
CUUGGCGUGGAGUCGGCUGGCAUGUGAAAGGUGUGAAACCGACCACGACUAACCGCCCGUCUCUUAUAGUUUCUUUGUCUUGUGAUCGUUUCUCCUUCCCAUCUACACUCCUUGACUUCAUCUCUGUAUUUCUCCUUGCUUGCAUUGUAGUCAUGUCACGACGCUUCUCGGCUGCUGACGUUGCGUCGCAUAAGACAGCGAGCGACUUGUACAUCAUCGUUGACGAGGAUGUGUAUGAUCUGACCAAGUUUCAGGAUGAGCAUCCUGGAGGCAAGAAGAUCCUCCAACGUGUCGCAGGCAAGGACGCCUCCAAGCAGUUCUGGAAGUACCACAACGACAGCAUUCUCAAGAAGUACCAGAAGCAACUGCAGGUUGGAUCGCUAGACACCAAGGCUGCCCCUCCAGCUGCACCAGCUACUAGUGCCAAGGAGGACAAGAAGCCUACCAAAGACAUCGUGAAGCCAGAAGCUGUCUCUGGUGCCAUUGCGCCUCAGCCAACCGCAGCAGCAGCAGAGGAAUCUGAGCCAUUUGAUGCAUUUGGCGACAUUGUUCCUUAUGCCGACCCAAGUUGGUAUCAAACGUACCACUCACCGUACUACAACGAGACGCACGUCGCCCUUCGCGAAGAAAUCCGAGAAUGGGUCGAGGAAAAGCUCAUGCCGAACGUCACGGAAUGGGAAGAGGCUAAGAAGGUUCCUGAUGAGAUCUUCCGAGACCUGGGUGAACGUGGAUACCUGGCAGGCUUGCUAGGUAUGCACUACCCCACACAACUCACAGACAAGAGAGUCAAGUGCGUGCCUCCAGAGAAGUGGGAUCAUUUCCAUGAGAUGAUCGUCACAGACGAGUUGUCCCGCACAGGUAGCGGUGGUCUCGUCUGGAAUCUCCUCGGUGGAUACGGCAUUGGUGCGCCACCGCUUUUCAAGUUCGGCAAGCCUGAACUUAUCAAGCGCAUCGGACCCGGCCUACUCAAGGGCGAAACGCGCAUCUGCUUGGCCAUUACCGAGCCUGAUGCUGGUAGUGAUGUCGCCAAUCUGACGUGUGAAGCCAAGCUGUCCGAAGAUGGCAAGCACUAUAUUGUCAACGGCGAGAAGAAGUGGAUCACGAACGGAAUCUGGUCGGACUACUUUACCACCGCUGUGCGUACCGGUGGUGAAGGCAUGAACGGUGUGUCUGUGCUUCUUAUUGAGCGCGCCGCCGGUGGUGUGUCUACUCGUAGGAUGGACUGCCAGGGUGUCUGGAGCAGUGGCACCACAUACAUCACAUUCGAGGAUGUCAAGGUUCCAGUCGAGAAUUUGAUCGGUAAAGAGAACCAAGGCUUCAAGGUUGUCAUGACCAAUUUCAACCACGAACGUAUUGGUAUUAUUAUCCAAAGUCUGCGCUUUGCCCGAGUGUGUUACGAGGAGAGCGUUAAGUACGCUCACAAGCGCAAGACUUUCGGCAAGCGUCUCAUCGACCACCCCGUCAUUCGCCUCAAGCUAGCACACAUGGCGCGCCAAAUCGAAGCCUCCUACAACUGGCUCGAGAACAUGGUCUACCAGUGCCAGAAGAUGAACGAGAUGGAGGCCAUGCUCAAGCUUGGUGGUGCCAUUGCUGGUUUGAAGGCACAGAGUACCACGACCUUCGAGUUCUGUGCAAGGGAGGCAAGUCAGAUCUUCGGUGGUCUGAGUUACAGCCGUGGUGGACAGGGCGCAAAGGUCGAGAGGCUUUACAGGGACGUACGAGCGUACGCUAUUCCUGGUGGCAGCGAGGAAAUUAUGCUGGACUUGAGCAUUAGGCAGGCAUUGCGUGUGCACAAGGUUUUGGGCAUGAAGCUAUGAGAGAUCGUAAUGAAGAUCCAGAUACCGCCAGAUUAUUGUAUAAACAACUAUAGAGGCCUUCAGUUCACAGUUGAAGCGCAUCACUAUUGACG